Messenger RNA from Lepisosteus oculatus (spotted gar), 1218 nucleotides. Its product is annotated as nodal homolog 2-A-like. Gene Ontology annotation, molecular function: growth factor activity; cytokine activity. NCBI's taxonomy places the organism in Eukaryota, Metazoa, Chordata, Actinopteri, Semionotiformes, Lepisosteidae. The record is from RefSeq and is a predicted model, not a curated record. Gene Ontology annotation, cellular component: extracellular region.
CAAGCCGAGGACAACCCCGUUCUAAAGGAAUCCAAUUCGGUACUGAGCCUGGUGGCAAAAAGCUGCCAUCAGAUUGGGGAUAAAUGGAGUGUCACUUUUGACAUGUCUUCCAUCUCUGCUGAUGAUGAUGUCCAGCUGUCUGAGCUCCGCUUCAGACUGCCUUCUUUCUCUGCAUCCAAAAGAGUGACGGUGGAGAUCUUUCACUCCAGGGAGCAGGAGUGUGCCGAGGAGUCAGAUAGCCAGCCGUGCCAGGACCGCUUGUUCCUGGGCAGCUUCGGUGCCUCUCCAGCUGACUCUAACUCAUCCUGGAAAAUCUUCAACGUCACAGCCCUGCUCAAGUACUGGCUCCACCAGGGGGAGAGUUUUGUGAACAGAGAGGGGGCAGCAGUCAUAGGGGAUCCCCUCCAUGAAGUGCCAGAAGAGGAACACAAGGAGAGGCUGGAGCAGGGACAACAGCACAAGCACCACGCCAACAGCACUGAGAGCAGCAGCGAGAGGAAAGUCUACCAUAAGACUGUGGACCGAGUCAUGAUGGUAGUCUUCUCCAAACACAACCACUCCAGAGAGGAAACGGGUAUGCCAACCCUUAUCCACACUGUGGAGCACUCCAAAUAUAUCACCCUGGACAAAGUUGGGGACCAGUCAGGCAGGCGACAGAAGAGGAACAGGAAUGAGCAGGAGAGAGUGAAGUUGGCCGGUAAUGUUGGGAGCACCGCUCCCACACCUGAGAGCCCCAAGAGUCCACUGUGCAGGAAGGUGGACAUGUGGGUAGACUUUGACCAGAUUGGCUGGAACCAGUGGAUCGUGCACCCGAAACGGUACAAUGCCUUCAGGUGCGAGGGAGAGUGUCCCUGUCCUGUGGACGAGACAUUUAAUCCUACCAACCAUGCAUACAUGCAGAGUCUGGUGAAACUGUACCAUCCAGACAAAGUGCCAAGUAUAUCCUGCGUGCCCUCAAGACUUGGCCCACUUUCGAUGCUCUAUUACGAGAAUGGAGAGCUGGUACUGCGACAUCAUGAGGAAAUGAUGGUGGAGGAGUGUGGCUGUCACUGAGCAGAACCCCUUAACGGCAUCACAGAGGGACUCAAAUUCACCUCGGACUCACUUAGAAUUCAGAAGCACAAGACCCAGGAGACUCAUUUCCUAUAUUUAUUCAUGAAAUGAGCCACAGAGGCUUGGUCUGAGUAAGCCAGAAGAAAUAGAAACUAAAGCAGUCUG